UAUUGUAUCGUUUUUCUCGAGUCACGCGGAAAGUCACUGGCUGGCGGAUAAUCGGCGGCCGAUAACGAGCGGUUACAUAAAUCGCUAUCAUCGGCGAGGACGACGAGAGGGGUAAUCGUGACUCCAGCACAUUCCACCGGCUAGUUCGUCUUCCGAAUCGCAUCAGUGGUGGGAACACGUCUACUGUCAUCCAUGGCUCAGGCUCUGCAGACCCACGAAGUUAUUCCAGAUGUGGUGGACAAGGUGCCCGCCAGCGUCCUGAACGUUACCUAUCCCAAUAAUCUUGGUGUUGAGAUUGGCAAGGUGCUCACUCCGACACUGGUCAAGGAUCAGCCCACUGUUCAGUGGGACGGAGAGGCAAAUGCGUUCUACACCUUGUGCAUGACUGAUCCCGAUGCUCCAAGCAGACAGAAUCCUAAAUUCCGCGAAUGGCAUCACUGGCUAGUAGGCAAUAUUCCUGGAUCGGAUGUGUCUAAAGGAGAGACUCUGUCUCAGUACAUCGGUUCCGGACCUCCGCAGGGUACAGGCCUUCACCGAUACGUAUUUUUGUUGUACAAACAACCUGGCAAGCUCACUUUCGACGAGAAACGCUUGACCAAUCGAAGCGGUGACAACCGCGGCAAGUUCUCCAUCAGGAAAUUCGCUGCCAAAUACAAACUCGGCGAUCCGAUUGCCGGUAACAUGUAUCAGGCGGAGUACGACGACUACGUGCCGAUUCUCUAUAAGCAACUCGAGGGUUGAUUUUUUACAAUGCAUACAAUAACAUUUACGAUGGUACACAUGUUUACGCCUAGCGAUGUAUAUCCAACUAUUUGUUGAAUAAAUACGCAUGAUACUGUUCCACUGUAUUAUAGUGUUUGGCCUGUAUCUGUUGUAAUUAAGAAAAUAAUAAAUAGAUUUCUUAUCUCCAA
Molecule: messenger RNA, 911 nt
Organism: Temnothorax curvispinosus
Lineage: Eukaryota; Metazoa; Arthropoda; Insecta; Hymenoptera; Formicidae
Product: protein D2-like
Exons: 3
Coding region: 193-741 (182 amino acids)
Source: RefSeq, a predicted model, not a curated record